This is a messenger RNA of Hippocampus comes (tiger tail seahorse), 715 nucleotides long. RefSeq names its product bryoporin-like. NCBI's taxonomy places the organism in Eukaryota, Metazoa, Chordata, Actinopteri, Syngnathiformes, Syngnathidae. Gene Ontology annotation, biological process: monoatomic cation transport; pore complex assembly; cytolysis in another organism. Gene Ontology annotation, cellular component: pore complex. Gene Ontology annotation, molecular function: channel activity. The record is from RefSeq and is a predicted model, not a curated record. The transcript has 3 exons. The coding region runs from base 136 to 660 and encodes 174 amino acids.
GUCGGCCGAGGCGUGUCCGGAUAGUCACCACGCAGAACGCCGGGCAGCUUCGACAGACGCAGAUUGUCGUGCGCGUGGGAGACUCACAUCGUCUUUGCCAGUCGCUGUCGUCGUGUGACGCGAAUCAAAGCCAUCAUGCCCGAGACGGCCGAGUCGCACGCCUUCCACCUGACCACCAACCGCAACUGCACCAUGGAGGUGCUCAACCUCACCUCAAUGUACUGCCUCACCAACCCCAAGGUGUACAUGGAGAGCGGCUUCCCCUACAGCCCGCCGCAGCCCACCGUGCGCACGCAGCGCGGCGAGGUGUGCUCCUUCACCAAAGAUGACAACACGGCCUCGGGCGCCGUGGGCGUGCUCACCUACGAGCUUUUCCACAUGAACUCGAAGAAGUGCACCGAGAUGAUGGCCGUCAUGUUCUCCGUGCCUUUCGACUACAACUUCUUCAAGAAUUGGGUGGCCAUCGGCGUCUUCCCCAAGACCACGCCCACCGACGAGAAGCUCUACAAGCUCAUGUACAACGACAAGGGAAGCUUCGUGCGCCACAAGGCCGACGGCGGCGGCCUGGAGUACCAAGGCAACGACGUGGACCUGGCCGCCACCAUGUCCGACGAAGGCCACGCCAUCAUCAAGUUGGAGAUCCACGACAGGGGGAAAUGAUGCCGGCCGCCCUCGCCACUCUUGCCUCAAUAAAAGCGGCGCCUCGCAGCCAAAC